UCUGGAAAAUGGAAAUGGAAGGUGAGUGUGUGCGUGAAGUGUUUAUUAACGCAUAAGUUUAAACAAACAUAUUUGGUUUACAAAAAUAAAAGAUUUUGAAAAAAUAAUACAAUUUGAUGGUGUCUAAAAAUAAGGUGUUAUGGUGCAAAGCACAUGUUUUGGUGAUGUGAUUAGCAAGAAAAAUCGUUAAAACCGGUUAGAAGGACCGCUUAAUUAUGGCGGAGACUGACCGGCAAAUGAGGGCUGUUGCUGAGAGCCUUCAUGCUUCUAUUCAGUCUCAGAGGAGCUCUUCCUACUCUAUCAAUAGGGCGACAGACAUAAUCCUUAAUAACGAGGAUAUCAUUGCGGGUGCGAGGUACAAUGGAAGAAUGUCUAAUGUCAGACGAUUUUUUUGCCUCUUUGUUACGUUCGAUCUCCUCUUCACUUGUCUGCUCUGGCUCAUAUGUUCUAUGAUCGCUGGGGAGAAUGCCGGGUCAGCAUUCAUUGAUCAAGUGGUUCAUUAUCAAAUUGCAACAUCCCUAUUUGAUAUCGUGAUGGCUGCAAUUUGUAGGUUUACAAUUUUAUUACUUUUUUAUGCGUUAUUGUACAUAAAUCAUUGGAUUAUCAUAGCACUGUCAACGGCCUUAUCUUGUGCCUUUCUCAUAACCAAAGUUUUUCUUUUCGACUGGUCGAAAUCUAAUCAACCAGUUUUCCAAGUUCUACUUAUAGUAGCUUCUUUCGUGCUGGCAUGGGGGGAAGCAUGGUUCUUCGAUAUUAGAGUAAUUCCGCAAGAGUCGUUAGCUAGAGAUUGGAUUUUUGGACCCGGAGAUGAAAGAGCCCCACUUCUUCGGCCAGGAGCCCAAUCUUCACGUCAAUAUGGUGAAAACGUGGGUACUUUCUACACUCCUGUGGAGACUCCUGAUCGUUCUGAUGAUGAAGACGAAGAUUCCAGAAGAGAUCUAACAGAUUCAUUUCAUCCAAUGGCGGUGACGCUGACAGAUCAAAAGAAAGAAGAGUACAAAAACAAAGCGAAAGCAUUGUUAAAUCGUUCUUCUGAAUUACUAACGUCAGAAGAAUGGGUUGUAGACAAAACAACUCCUGAUGGCGAUGUUAUUUCUUACAUGCAAUUUCCAAAAACUGGCAAGAAGAUUUUGAGAAUAACGGGAACUGUUAACGUUUCUGCCAGAAUGCUCUCGGAUAAUUUGUUCGAGAACGUAGAAGCAACCUCAAACUGGAAUACACAGUUAACAGAAUGUAAAAAAAUUAACGAAAUAGACGAGAAUACGGAUAUUGUCUAUCAGGCAACCCCAUCCUUUGGCAAUGGAAUAGUAACGGCACGAGAUUUUGUAAUUCUACGACAUCGGGGCAAUUUUGGCCCGUAUUUCGUCAGUUGCGGAAUGUCGAUUCCAUUCGCAGAAUAUCCUUCUCGAAAGAAUUACAUCCGAGGAGACACUCUUCUGGGAUGCUUCGCAGCUGUGGAUCUUCCGGAAGUUGAAGGCGAUGGCUGUCGUUUCACGUGGAUCCUAAACACCGAUUUGAAGUUAUGGAUGCCACAAAAAAUUAUAGAUAACGUUUCAGUGACGGCUCUUGCUGAAUUUAUGGAACUUUUGAGAAAUCACGCUCGAAACUUGCGAUCAUGACCAAUCUCUAAAGGCCAAGUGAGCCUUCCGUGCAAAAGCGAUAUUCAAGACUCAUGUGAAAGUGACUUUAGGAAUAGCUCAAGAACUCUUGAACUGAUUCUUGUGUGAAAAUGGACACUGUAGAUCGAUUUUUAUUUGAGCGAAACACCAAACUCGAAGCUCGAAAAAUAAUAACGGUCACAAUCUAUGUUCAAUAGUCUACUAAAUGUCGAUAUUUCGUCGAUAGGGUUCCUGUAUAAAUGUUUUCUAUUUGUCUGUACUAUUCAGUAAUUAAAUACGGCACUAUCGAUAUUUAGCAGAUUCUUAGAGUAAAAUUAUAGUACCUAUAAUUUUCACCGUUUAGGUAAAGAAUUCCAAUUUUUUAUCAAACAUGUAAUGUAUCUUCGAUUUAGUGUGAAAGCUGAAGUGUUUUGACACAAAGCAAGUAAUGAAAAUAAUUAGGUUGCUGUGAAACUAUGAAAGUUUUUCGGAAAUGUAAUUAUGGAUGGGGAAAUUCUGGUGAAAAAUACUGAGCGCGAGCUCUAAACUGUACAAUGUAUAUUAUCAAUUUAUUAUAAAAUCAUGUUUAUUAUAGCUUUCUUUGUAUAGAAACUAUUUAUCUUCCAUUCUGGAAAGAAGAGCAUUCACAAAUUUUCUCGUAGUCUUUGAAAAUAAAAGGAACAAGCAGAGCCAACUUCUUCCUUGUAGAGGAAGACUUUUUGUGUAAAUUAAAAUAUAAGUUUAAACAAAUCUGCGUUUAUGUUUGCAUUUUCAUACUGGAAAAUUAUGACUUUUUAUGAAUAUUGUGAUGUUUUUGUUAUUACGCAAACAGAUAUUCGUGAAUGAGAGGUUGUGUGUUUAAUUAUGUGAUAACAGAAGUUUUAAGAGUUCUUUUUUUACAUGAGAAAUAAUCCUUGAUUGGAAACCAAACAAACCUAAAUUGUUUUCUAUAAUGAAAAUUUUUUUAAUAUUACCAAGUCUCAAAAGAUUUUCCGUGAACAUUAUUUUUCAUUGAUAGUUCUGGAUUGCCUUAUUCGGACUUAAUAUAGUCAAAUUCUUUACUCAUAUUAUGGAUAAUUUUAAAAGCUCGUUAAUAAUCGACCAGCGAACGUGAAAAAGGGAUUUUGAGUCAAGCCCAGUAGGACUUAUUUUUAGACAUUCCAUGCUGCGUCUGGACAGAGUGAAAGUUCAUAAGAUCUCGAUUACGCAGCUUCUGCCUAAAAUAAAAUCGCGUUCAUUUUCAUGUUCCACUACAGGCACUGUGUUAAUAAACA
Molecule: messenger RNA, 2872 nt
Organism: Belonocnema kinseyi
Lineage: Eukaryota; Metazoa; Arthropoda; Insecta; Hymenoptera; Cynipidae
Gene: Start1
Product: steroidogenic acute regulatory protein-like
Exons: 11
Coding region: 216-1619 (467 amino acids)
Molecular function (GO): lipid binding
Source: RefSeq, a predicted model, not a curated record